AUGGGAAGGGGAAUUAGUUCAGAGAGCAAGGAGUCAGGCAAAAGAUCAAAAGAACUGGAGAAAAAGCUUCGGGAAGAUGCUGAGCGAGAUGCAAGAACUGUAAAGUUGUUAUUAGGGACAAUACUGUUUGAGCAGCUGUUGUGCUGCAUCAUUUGUCCCAAAUGGCACUUUAGUGUGGAAGGAGUCAAACAGGAUGAUGCCAGCAAAGAAGACCAAAGACAACUUUAUGCGAUAACAAAUACCCUGAAAGAUGGCAGCAUGACGCCUGAAUUGGCUGAGGUAAUAAAACAACUGUGGAGAGAUCCAGGAAUUCAGGCCUGCUUUGAAAGGGCAUCUGAGUAUCAGCUCAACGACUCAGCAGCUUACUACCUGAACGAUUUGGACAGAAGAGCAGCUCCUGGCUACGUCCCAAAUGAUCAAGAUGUUCCACAUUCUCGAGUGAAAACAACUAGAAUCACUGAAACUCAAUUCUCCUUUAAAGACUUGCAUUUCAGAAUGUUUGAUGUAGGUGGACAGAGAUCUGAGAGAAAGAAAUGGAUCCUACUUGAAGGAGUUACAUGAAUUAUAUUUUGUGCUGCACUCAGUGCCUAUGACAUGGUCUUGGUGGAAGAUGAAGAUGAAAACAGAAUGCAUGAAAGCCUUCACCUGUUCAACAGUAUCUGUAAUCACAAGUACUUUGCAACCACCUCCAUUGCCCUGUUUCUCAAUAAAAAAGAUCUCUUUCAAGAAAAAGUAACCAAAGUGCAUCUUGGUAUCUGCUUUCCAGAGUACACUGGUCCAAAUACAUUUGAAGAUGCAAGGAACUACAUCAAGAACCAGUUUCUAGACCUGAAUUUUAAAAAAGAUAAGGAAAUUUAUUCCCACAUGACCUGUGGUACAGAUACUCAAAAUGUCAAGUUCGUGUUUGAUGCCAUUACAGAUGAUAAAGAGAAUCUGAAAGACUGUGGGCUCUUCUAA
Molecule: messenger RNA, 957 nt
Organism: Lipotes vexillifer (Yangtze River dolphin)
Lineage: Eukaryota; Metazoa; Chordata; Mammalia; Artiodactyla; Lipotidae
Gene: GNAT3
Product: G protein subunit alpha transducin 3
Biological process (GO): detection of light stimulus involved in visual perception; sensory perception of sweet taste; phototransduction, visible light
Cellular component (GO): heterotrimeric G-protein complex; cytoplasm
Molecular function (GO): G-protein beta/gamma-subunit complex binding; GTP binding; G protein-coupled receptor binding
Source: RefSeq, a predicted model, not a curated record